Molecule: messenger RNA, 585 nt
Organism: Acaulospora morrowiae
Lineage: Eukaryota; Fungi; Glomeromycota; Glomeromycetes; Diversisporales; Acaulosporaceae
Source: the annotation of a GenBank genome assembly
AUGGAAAUCAAACCAUCAUAUAAAGAACUUAUCCACACUAUGGAGUUCGAACCCUACAAGCCUAAAUACAUUGAUUGGAGUGACGACGAGGAAACGGAUGAAGAUGAGGAAUUUAAAUAUGAGAUUGAUUCAGAUGCAUUUAGAUGUUCGAGUGGAAUUGUGGUUAGCGAAAACGACCUUGAUGUAGUCAUUAAAAUCGAUUUAGAGGACUUUAAUAUCGAUUAUCAAGUGUGUAACAAUCUAUUGGCAAUAUUUGGUACCAAAAAACCAUCAACAAAGAACAAUUUACUUCAAAACUUUGAAGACGUUAUUGACCCGUCAGUAACGACUAAUUCAUUAAUUGUACCGGAGACACCAGGUGGAAUGCGCGAGUACAAAUCCUUUUGUCAUCCAGUUUUGUUACCGGAAAAUGUUGACACUGAAAAAAUCUAUACCGAAAUAAUUGACGGAAUUCUAUACAUUAAAAUACCAAAAGUUUUUGACGAUCUAAAUUUAAAAGAUAAUUUAUUGGAGGCUGGAAAAUGUGCACUGUGUCAGUGGCGAAAUUGUUUUAACAAGUAUUUUCCCGGUAUCUCAGAAUUAUAA